Messenger RNA from Macrosteles quadrilineatus (aster leafhopper), 1022 nucleotides. RefSeq names its product lactoylglutathione lyase-like. Bases 137 to 688 code for a protein of 183 amino acids. Gene Ontology annotation, molecular function: lactoylglutathione lyase activity; metal ion binding. The record is from RefSeq and is a predicted model, not a curated record. The transcript is spliced from 6 exons. Lineage: Eukaryota; Metazoa; Arthropoda; Insecta; Hemiptera; Cicadellidae.
UCUCCAUCCUUCAUGAAGUGAAGUCUGCAGUCGGCUCGAUUAUCAGACUAGGCUAUUAACUAUUCAAUCAAUAUCUCAUUUAAGUUAAUAAUUUAAUCAUAAGUAUACCUUGCUAAUAGCUCAGUUCUGAAUAAUCAUGGGUGAGACGACUGGUUUAUCAGAUGCGGAGGCCAAGGAGUUGUGCCUCCAACCAGAACCAGAGACCAAAGAGUUCAUCAUGCAACAAACCAUGUACCGUAUUAAAGACCCAAGGAAAUCACUACCUUUCUACACUAAAGUUCUUGGUAUGAGACUAUUACAAAAACUGGAUUUCCCGGAGAUGAAGUUCUCUCUAUACUUCAUGGGCUACGAGGAUGCCAGCUCCAUUCCAUCUGAUGUUAAAGAACGAACGGCUUGGACUUUUUCCAGAAAAGCUACAAUUGAAUUGACCCACAAUUGGGGAACAGAAAGUGAUCCAGAUUGCAAGUACCACAGCGGAAACGAAGACCCGAAAGGAUUUGGUCACAUCGGCUUAUGUGUACCAGAUGUGAAAGCAGCUUGUGAGAGAUUUGAGAAACUAGGUGUGCCGUUCAAAAAGAAACUUACCGAUGGAAAAAUGAAAGCAGUUGCAUUUAUUUUGGAUCCAGACGGUUAUUGGAUUGAAAUCUUUGAUGCUAAAGGUGUAGCUGAAAUGAUUCAUGGAAACUAAGUUGUCAAAGUAGAGCUAAAAGGUUCAUGUAAGACACGAACAAUUGUCAACCCUGAGGGUUAGAACAUAGCCUGCACUGUGUAUUUUAAAUGUCGAAAUGAAUCUAUGUGCCUUAUUUUACAAGUCAAUGAAUGAAAGUGUUAAGCUAAGAAUUACGUUUGUAUUGGAAACUGUCAGAUUUGAGGUGAAACUAUUUCUUCUUAAUUUUUGUACUAUGUGAUACUGUAUAUGUUUAUUUGCUCAACAAUGAUAUAGGUCUACUACCUUUAACUAUAGAUGUACCCAAAAGUCAAUGUUACUACUUAAUUAUAAUAUACAUAUUUAUCUAUUCAAA